Messenger RNA from Drosophila teissieri, 1014 nucleotides. RefSeq lists its product as uncharacterized. The transcript has a single exon. The record is from RefSeq and is a predicted model, not a curated record. Bases 1 to 1014 code for a protein of 337 amino acids. Lineage: Eukaryota; Metazoa; Arthropoda; Insecta; Diptera; Drosophilidae.
AUGGAUGCUGUCAAGGCCUACAAAGAGUCGCAAUUAAAGGUAGAAACACUUGAAGAGAUAAAUAUACCAAGUGGAUCAAAAUUAUCUGAUUCCGCAUCAGCUCGGAGCUCCAGUCCAGUUGAUAAUCUGGUUCAACUGGUGGACAGAAGAGCGGACAGGGUGAGGCAACAGAUAGGCCUAAUAUACGAAACCCUGGAUAGUUCAAGUGAGAUUGAACUAGUCAAGCAGCUGGCAAUAAUGAAAAGUCAUUGGUCCAACGUGACAAACACACUGAAACUGCUUGAAAACAAGUAUGACAGAACUGCCUUUGAUCAAGAUGAGGCAGACAUUCUGCAAUCUGAUGUUGCCGCACUAGAGAUGGUACUUCAGAGGAAGUUGGAACAGUUCAAAAGUUCCAACUACGCCGUGCCAGAACUCCCAAAAGUGGACCUUCCAACGUUCAAUGGAAAUGCGAAGGAAUGGCCAACAUUUUACGAGCUGUUCUCUGAACUAAUAGACAGCAGAAAGGAUCUCAGCAACACAAGGAAGCUGGGAUAUUUAAGAGCCUGCUUAAAAGGAGAAGCUCAAAUGGUGGUUAGCCAUUUGAUAACGAGAUCAGCGGCUAGCUAUGCAGCAGCGUGGGAGCUUAUCUGCAAACGCUAUGAGAAUAGCAGAAAAAUAUUCUCCCAACACUUCAACAAAUUAAUGGAACUGGAGUGCUUGCUGCCCCAUGAUGAGAAAAAUUUAGGGAAGUUUUUGGAUACUGCGACCGAGAGCAUAUUCAUCAUAAAGCAAAAAGGAAAAAUAGGAAGCUCUGCUGACGUAAUUUUAGCAGAAAUUCUGCUGCGGAAAUUUUCGCCAGAAGCCUUGCAGCUGUAUGAACAGCAUGUAAAAAAGGCAAGAGCUAUACAGUCCUUACAAGAUGUACUGGAGUUUAUUGAGCAACAAUACAACUCAGUAAAUGCCAUUACCAAAAAUACCGCUCAGCUUGCUACAAGAAAAGUGCAAGUUAGAUCGUGUACCUUUUGCUCUUAG